Messenger RNA from Vitis vinifera (wine grape), 8761 nucleotides. Its product is annotated as toMV susceptible protein tm-1(GCR26)-like. Lineage: Eukaryota; Viridiplantae; Streptophyta; Magnoliopsida; Vitales; Vitaceae. Bases 7580 to 8761 code for a protein of 393 amino acids. The transcript has 5 exons. The record is from RefSeq and is a predicted model, not a curated record. Gene Ontology annotation, molecular function: metal ion binding.
GUGGUGCUGGGGGUGGCUUUUUCCAGAGUUAUUGUUGUAGGGGCAAAGCAGGUAGUGGGGAGAUCGGCCUAGAAGAGGAAGGUGGCAGAGAUCUUUAGAGGUAGGAGCUUUUGUUUGGUUGUUUAGAGAGGAGGGAGAGAUAUUUUUUAUUAGGGGGGAUCCCGGAGUUGAAAAAAGAGAGGAGAGGCGUAUGAGAAGGUGGUGAGAGAGAGACAGCUGGGAGUAGGGGUAUUCGUUGAGCGAGAGAGAAGGUAUUCGUUUAGCUUGAGAGGAAUCUCUUGAGCUGGAGGGAAGCUUUCAGGGAAAUAGAGGGAGCUGGGGAGGAGGAUAGUAGGAGUUUUCCAUUGCUGUAGGAGGGUGGUCUUGGCUGCUGCGGUUGGAGAGAUUUUUUUUUUGCCUAAGGGAAGAGGAUAGAGGGAGAGAUUAGAGAGUGGAGAAGAGGUGCUGGGGAGAUCGUUUUACAAAGGUAUUUUGGAGUAGUGAUUGAGGAUCCUUUGAAGCUAAACAGAACAUCAGCACUCUCAGGUAUGAAAGCAAAAGGUUUAUUGUUAGUUUUUGAUUCUUAUUGCUUCUCCAUAGUUGCUGUUGAUAUUUUGAAUGCUGUUUAGUUUGUUGGGAUGAAAUCUUGCUUUCACGGUUGCCAUUGCUGAUUUUGGUAUACUCUGCUUCUAUUAUGAAUGUGCCUCAAUGUUGUAUUUAAAACGGAUUUUCUCACCUAAUCAAAGGGUUCAUGGAUGACUCAUGAAGUGAAACCUCUGAGAGUCAUUUUUACUCGUUUUCUUUUGUGUUUUAUACUCCAUCCAUUCUUUUCUCUGUUUCUGGGCCUUGAUCAAUGCAAAAGCUGUGGGAAAGUGGAUCCGGUUUUGGACUGUGUGCUCCUUCAAAGAUCUGACAUGGAGAAAAGGGACUGUGACUGGGGAUGAAAUUCUUUUGUGAGGUUCAAGUGAGGCUAUCAGGCUUCAUGACUGGGAACCUGGGGAGUUUGGUUGAUGGAGUAAGAUGAUUAUAUGCAGAGAAGGUUGAUGACUAUGGAAUCUGAAUCUGAAAGUGUUUGCAUGAGAAUAUACGCCGCGGAGAAAUAUCAUAGAGAGAUGGUGAUCCUUGUGACUAGUUGCUUGAGAAGAAAGAUAGCUGAGAGUCGGAACAGAAAAGAACGUUCACAGGCUGAUUUUUGAAGAUGUUGAGCUCCACUCAAUUAUCCACCAGGUGAGAUCAAUGGUACAGUUAAUAUUGCAAACCUGGUCUGGGGGUUUCCAUUACCUAAGGAUGGUGUCGUGAUGGCUCUCAUAUGCAUGCAGUGCAUGCAUUUUCCCCUCAUAGCACUCUCCUUACCCACUAUACCAUGCGCCUCCACCUAAUUGUUUCCCAUUUUUCACGAGUUAAAAUCUCCAUACCACCCCCCUCAUGUGUAUCAUCACUCAUGCAUACCCAUUUCCUACAUUUUCUCUCUCCUCACCACUCUGCAUACCCGUUUUCUAUCACAUUCCACAUCCAUUCUUUCUCCUGAUGCAUGGCCAUAAGAGUCCACAUUAACACCCAUUACGUCUUUCUCCAGCCACCUAUAUCCUAUUAGACACCAUUCAUACCCGUUUCAUAUGCAUGGCCAUAACCACCACCUCAUUCUCGGCUCAAUUCCUUCUCAUUCACAUGCGAUUGAAGACCUACUGUGCGUGGUCUCUCCUUGGUGAAAUCUCCCAGGCUCUCCCUACAUUUCCCUCAGAUUUCGAGAGCAGAACUGAGCUCAACAUAGCCACUAUCCAGUUCUUAAAAGCGAGGCAUAUCUCCAACAUUCAUGGCAAUCUAAUCGUUGAGAGGUUGCAUCUGAGCUCAACUGAAUUUGGCUAUCCGAGAAAGGAACAUGAACCUUUUGGAGCUUUUGGCUUUGCAAUUUCUUAGUUUUGCUGUUGAGAGCCUUACAGAAGUGUACUUCUCUAAUGAAUGCGACUUGAAUAUGACUAUUGAGAUGCUUACUCAGCUCGGCUUAUUGUGUGGGAUGUUGUCUCUCUCUGCUUAGAUAUUUGUUAUUUCUCUGAUUGUGACGUUUAUUAUAUGGGUAUGCUAGUUGGUGAUGAUAUUGGAUCGAGAUAAAAUUGGUUUGUCUGUAAUAAUGGCUGGCAUUGCUUUUUUUUUGUUGGCAUUCUAUUCAAUCAUGCUUUGGUGGAGAACACAAUGGCAAAGCUCAAAAGUUGUAGCUGUUCUUCUUCUUGUGGCAGUUGCCCUGCUCUGUGCAUGCGAACUUUGUGCUGUUUGUGUUACAGCAGAAUGGUCUUUGAUGGAAAAGGUCUCAAAGGGAAAUAAGGAUCCAUAAGUGGACUUCAACGAAAAGCUUGAUGAAUUUGCAGAAAUUGAAAAGUGCAUUGGGGCUCCCAUCCUGUUGGAAAUGAGGUGUUAUAAAUUCUGAGGUCUGGGACCUCUGGAAGUUUAAUUUCCUCUGAACUGUGCCUUCGUUAGAUCAAACAGUAAUAACCUUUAAUUCUCAUGGAAUAGAGAUGACAGAGAAGUGGUUGGAGAUGCGGCUGAUUUUGGGAAUUGUCACAAUAAUAAGAGCAGAGAUACAGAGGGACGAGAGAGGAAUGGUAUCUCACCAGCUGCAAAGGAUAGCUUGAGCCCUACAAUGGACAGCAGAGUAGCAAAUAACCCCCCUUGCUGUCACUUCACCAACUGCUGGAUCUGCUUCUUUGAGGAGUCCAAGGAAUAAUCCAACCCUUAAUACUGCGAGCAAGCACCCAUUUUCUAUGCCCAGACAUCAACCCAAUGGCGCUGACCCCAAAGCUUUCUGUCAGUCCACUCUUACCCCUUCAAAUACCGAUUAAGCCCACUACUCAUCAUAACCCCAUAUCCAUCUAAUCACCACCCUAUUCUCCAAUGCCUAUCUCCCUCAUUGUUUUCCUCACCACCCCACCUUCAUUAUCUCACACCCAUACAUAGCAUCAAAUCAUCCAAUACCCAUCCUUUCCACCGUGGCCGCAUGUGUUCUCUCUGUUAAAAAAUAUUUCCACUUCCUGUUUCGAGAAAGCCUCCACAAUCAUUUCUUGCAAACAUGGAAGAUUAUAUAAGAGAAGCAUCAAGGAUGGUUUCUGUUCCGAAUGAGCCAUUGCUGCAGUUGACACACAAAUCAGAAGAUGCUCCUCCUUCUGAAGACUCAAGAUUACUUAGUGAUGAUGACCCAAGCUAAAGCCUCCAGAAAAUGUUGAAGUCUCCAGUGUUGAGGUUGCUCAUCCUUCUCCUCAUCUCCCGUCAAACAACUUGGAUGAUGGAGAUUCUACUGGGAAUAAAUGUUGUUGCUCAUGAUGCAUCUGCAGAAGAGGAAAGCAUGCUAGCAAUCUUGAAGGAGAAGAGGAAGGAAUUAUUGGUGCUGCGGGGACUGCUUGUUUUGGAGGUAAUUCUGUAGAGUGCUGUCAAUGGCGAUCUACACUGCGCUGUUAGUGGCUUUCUCAUCACUAUUUCUGUAACAGCUGGAGUACAAAAGACAUGGAGAUGUUUGAUGCGCCUAAAGCUUGAUUGGCCACAUGUGAUGGGAUUUAGAGAAGGUAUUUUGUGCUGACAUACUGAACUUUUUGACGAAGCUGUACGUGAAGGAAUAGCAUUAUCGAUCCCAUUCAGUUACAAAGACGUCGAAUUCCUUGAAACCAUCAAGUUUGGUGACAUCCUCGUGGUUUCGUUCCAUAUUGUGGGUAAUGCAAUGUCAGUUAGGGUGAAAGUGGCAGUGGCGGAGAUAAGAUCUUUUAGCUAAGGGUUCAUGCAGAGGCCACGCAAGGGUAGUCCAUGUAGAUGUGGCAAGUGAAAUUAACGGAAGAGUUGAAUCUGACCCAUUGGCAAGGUUUGCAUGGAAGGAGUCACAAGAUAAACUUUGAAAAUGCCAAGAUGGUUGAAGAACUCAUCAGUCUGGACCGGUGCAAGGGCUUGACUUUUCCUGAGAUACUAGAUAUGAUCAAUGAGCCCAAAGAACCCUCAGACCCGCCGGGUAGGCAUCUCCUUGCAUGAGUGCAUUUGCUGUUGGUCAGUCUGCAGCAUUCAAGAUGUUUGAGACGAUACAUAGGAAGCCGGAGAUAGAUGUUUGUGACACCAAAGGGAAGAUAUUGGAGGACAUUCAAGAAAAGAUAUAGCUCAGAUACAGAUACAUGGAGAUUCAGUUCAAGGGUGGCACGGAUGGUUUAUGUCAAGUUUGGGAGAAACUAUAUCGCGGUCAUCUCCAACCUCCAGGGCAAGCAUAGCGUGGAGCUUAUAUAGACUUUUCUGGGCAUUUUCAGCAAGUUCAAAGGCGCUGUUAUAAAGAAUGAACGCUGCCGACGACACGACCAGAUUGGACACUUUUCAUAGCGACAAAAUUGGAGUUCUCAUGCUGAAUCAUCCCACUGAUUGAUUGAAAUCUUGUUGAGACUUUUUAGCCAAAGAUGGGGACAAAGACAGUCAUCUUGCUUACGGUCAGAAUAUCAAAGUUGGAAAAUUGAAGCGCCCGUUGAUAUAGUCACCCUUAACACGCUCGUUGAUCCAAAAGAUGAUGAAACAGCUUCAUAAAAGCAUGAUCAGAUUCUGGCCAGCACGUAAGGACACGUAUAGGAAAUUGAUUUCUGAUGGAGGGGUCAUCUCAAGCAUCUUGGUAAUGUAUUUGCUGCACCACAUGUCCUGCUGAAGAGAUGCUUCAGUCAAAUGGUCAGAAUUCCAUCAUCAUCGCUGGGGAUAUCAAUAUGUCUCUUUAGGCUUGAGACUCUUUUUGAUGAGGAUGCACAGAUUGUAAAGAAUGCGGGAAUUACUAGCUUUGCUUCAAUGAGGAAUGUCUGCUCUCCUCAGCAUUCGAGUAAUAAAGAUUUGAAGGACUCCACAGGGAUAUCUUUUAGAAGAUGUAUGCAGCCUGUAGAGAAGUGUUCAAGGGAUGUUUGGGAUUUAUUUCGAUCAGUUGGUAGUGCAGUACAUGGAUGGCCAGCCCAUAUAGCAAGAUCAUGUGAUUCAUUUGAAGAUGAGUUGUUGACAGAGCAGAUGUAGUGGCACUCCAGAUUGCAUUCUUACUUGGUUUUCUCUCAUCACCUUUUCAUUUGUAUGUCAAUGCGUGGCUACCUUUGAGGAAUGUGCUAUCUCCCAUUCCCCUCUUUGAAUUUUUAAGAUAAUUGCCCCAAAUCCUAUUUUGUAAAUAUUCUCUUAAAUUCAGCUUUUCAAAUAAUCCCAACUCCUCCUAUUUUCUAAUAAAAUUUGGCUACCUUUUUCUUUCUGGCAAGCCAUUUUUAAAUUUUCUUUGUUUUUUAAAGUGUUUUAAAAUAAGCAUGGAUUUAAUUCCAUAAUUUCGAAUAAUGGAAUUUAUGGGAUUAAUUCAUGCAAAAAUAAACGGGCUUUGGUGGGGGCCCAACAUCAAAUAAAUUUUCGUCAAAAUAAGAGUGAAUUUGAAUGAAAGGCUAUGUGGGCUAUUGAUGCUUUCUUUAUCUAAUUUGGUGAUAUGAGUGACAUGCUUUAUGUUCAUUACUAUGCACUAAUCCCCUUUUGUGAUAGCGCGUUGCCGUUUGCUGAUCAGGUACGCAUCUACUUCCACUUUGGUUAUUCUUUAUGCAUAUUCUGAUACUCAUAUGUGCAUGAUUGAUUCAAGUAUUCAUUGAUUUUCUUAUUGAUUGCCAUGUCAACUUCAUCUCAUUAGUAGAGACCCGACUUUAGGGACUUAGAGGGGUGCUACGGUCUUUACCGUACCUUCCCGAUAAGUAACCUGACCCCCGAACUCGAUCCGGUUUUUCACAGACCACCUUUUCCAAAAUAAGGAGUCACACUUAGGGUUUUCUUUCUUAUUUUGUUUACCCUUUAAAAAUAAAACAAAAAUAAGUGGCGACUCCAAGUCAUUUUUCUUAAUUAAUAAAAAUCAAUUUUUUGAAAUAAAAAAUCGAGCUCGCCAUCGAGUGGGAAACGCAUUGAGCCGAAAAUGCGAGGUCCACAAUGGGGUAUUUGUUAAGUUUUAGUUUUAGUAGGAGAUUUAAAUAAUAGUAAUAAUAGUUUAAUGCAAAUAAAUAUUCUUAAAAGAUUUAAUUUAGAUAAGUUAGAAAAACAAAAAUUAUUGUUUAGGAAGUUGAAAAUAAUAUUGGAUGGUAAUAAUAUUAAUAUGAGAAAUUAAUUAGGAUCCCUAAUACUAAAUAAAAUAUUUUUUUAAGAUUGUCAGAUUUAUAUAUUUAGAUAAAUAUGUGUUUUGUAUGGAAAAUAUUUUUGAGAAUUUUAUUUGUUUAUUUAUGAAAAGUGAAAAAUUGAGGAGAUAUGAUAUUUUGUUUUACAAGUUUAAAUUAAUAAAAUAAAGCAUUUGACUUUGGUUUCUAUGAUUCUAGUUAACGGGAUAUAAUUGUUAACAUUUUCGACCUUAAUCAACGUAUUAUAAUAGUUGAUAAUAUAUGGGUCUAAUCAACGGGUUAUAAUAGUUGACCUUAUAGUCAUAGUCAACGAGUUAUAAUAGUUGAUCUUAUGACUUUAGUCAAAGGGUUAUAAUUGUUGACAUUUGGUUUUGUUCACCUUAACUAGAACAAAUUUGAAACUAAUCAUUCAUUUGUGAAGUCUCACCUAAUUGAACAUCAUUUGUCAUACGAUAACCAGAGUAAAGGUUUUUUUUUAAUGUAUUUGAUUUGGUUUUGAUGAGAAAUUGUUUUGAAUUGGAUAUAAGAAAGUUUUGUUGAAAAGUUUUGAAUAUAUUAACAUGUUUAACUCAAAAGUUUUUAUGAAAAUGAAUAUAUGAUAUAUCUCCUAUUUGUAAUCAUAAUUAAAAAUGUUUGAUCCAUGAAACUGUAUUGAUGUUUUUUAUUGAGCUUUAAGCUCAUGCCCCUUCGUUGAUAAUCUUUCAGGUAUUCUCAGUUUGGGCAAGGAGUGAUGGUUAGGUUAUGGAAUUUUUCUUUGUAUGAUUUUGGUUCAAACUUUAUUUUGGACAUUGUUUAAGUGUUAAAAUUUAAUUCCCGUUUAAAUUAUUUGAAUUUGGAGUUAUUUGGACAAUAACACUCUGAUUGAUGUGUUAGUUUUUAAAGUUGAGAAUUGAGGGUCAUAUAAUUUAUUUAUUUUACUACUCUGAAUAGGAAAUUGAUAAUUGGUAAAUUCAAGUUAUAAGAUGAAUGUUGUGUUAUUUUUAUUUUGAACCUUUAGGUUUGAGGUGUGAAAUGACCGGUAUGCUUUUAAAGUGAGUUUUGGGGGGGUGACAAAAGUGGCCGGUGGAAUGUGAUUAGUUGACUUAAAUAUGAAUAGUACGAGAUACCAAAUAAAAAAUUAAACCAUUUAUUGAGCCAAUUAGCUCUAAUGUUCUACAGUGGUAAUAACAUCAACUACUAGUAAACAACCACAGAUACACAGCCGUCUGUUUCCAUUAGCAACUUCCAAACGGGUCUUCCAUUGCCUUUGGAAGUCGAUACAAGAAGCUAAAUGUAAAAGAGGGUUGAAUCCCCCAAAAUCCCAGGAUUAAAUUAAUACGAAUAUUAGUGGUAGAUAAAUGUAGACAAUGGAAGAGGGACAAGCCUUAGAAAAUGUGGACAAGGGGGUGAAGAAUCCAAAGAUCCAUGACAGAUGCCGGUCUUUCUCCAUAAAUUGUCCCCAAAUACCACUGUAGUCUUAUGAUUGAGUUUGAAAGGGAGAGUCCAUGGCUCAGAGGACCGUCUUGAAGGUUGAUAUUUGGUGCCCAAAAUGCCAGAAGAAGCUCCUCCAAGCAGUCUCUGGAUUAGAAGGUGUGAAUACAAUUGACAUUGACGCAACCAAAGGUUUAUUGACAGUAACCGGUGAGGCAGACCCUUAUGAAAUUAUAGUUCGUGCUAGGAAGGCUUGCAAACACGCUGAAGUGGUGACUAUUGGCCCUCCACCUGGUCCCUCAAAGAAGCCCGAAAAAGAGAAGCCCGAACAAAACAAGCCCGGAAAAGAGAAGACCGAACAGAAGAAGCCCCAAAAAGAGAAGCCCGAUACCAAGGUCCACUCGUCUGACAACUGCCCUAUGUGUCAGCGUUUUGCUGUCAUCCAUUUGGACCGGUGGGACGAGCCCAAUGUUAUAUGCUCUAUCCUUGGUCAUCUAUAUUGCCAAGCAGUUGUCUUAGUGGACUUCCACAUGGCUUCUAGUAGCCAAAAAUCACUUCUUGAGGUACAAGUGACAGUUGUUGAUGUAUCUACCCACCAAAACGAGAUUGACAGUGUGGGGGAUUUUAUAUUUGUACCCAGAAAGGAUAUCCUCUCUUGCUAUUUUGGGUCUAUGGAACAAACACCUGGCCCACUGCCAGAGGACAGAGGCAAAGCUGUUGGCAUAAUGAGUAAAGCACUUGAACAUUACCUUAAGAAAGCUCAGGAGGAUCAUGUUCUUGCUGGAGCAAUUGGUAUUGGAGGAAGUGGAGGCACAUCUAUUAUAUCAUCUGCUUUUAAAUCUGUUCCCAUUGGAAUGCCUAAGAUUAUUGUAUCAACUGUAGCUAGUGGUCAAACUGAACCUUAUGUUGGCACCUCAGAUUUAAUAUUAUUUCCAUCAGUAGUGGAUGUAUGUGGGAUUAACAAUGUAAGUAGGGUUGUUUUAUCAAAUGCUGGUGCUGCUUUUGCUGGAAUGGUGAUUGGAAGGCUCCAGGCGUCCAGAGAUUCUUUAAGUAGUAAUGAAAAGUUCACUGUUGGCGUAACCAUGUUUGGAGUUACAACUCCAUGUGUAAAUGCUGUCAAAGAAAGAUUGGUUAAAGAAGGAUAUGAGACUCUGGUUUUCCAUGCCACUGGAACAGGUGGAAGGGCUAUGGAGGAUCUUGUCAGAGGGGGAUUUAUACAGGGUGUUUUGGACAUCACAACAACAUCUUCAAAUUGA